AUGUCAGAAACAUUCGACCACCGCGAUCCAUUCUACCAAUACAACGACCCCGAAGGAUCGCUCGAGGAAAAGAUCCACCGCUGGACAUGCACCGGCAAGACCAACGACUACCUAAGCGAGCACCUCUCCCACCAGCUCUACUCAGCCAUUUCCCAAGAGAACGAACCCAUCGUGCGCAUGCUCCUAGACGCCGGCGUCGAGACGGACCUAGUCGCAUUCAACAACGACUCCUUCUCCUGCCUCCAAACCGCUGCACUGUAUGGUCAUCGCGCCAUAGCCCGAAUGCUAUGGGACCACGUCGGACCUGACGCGCGCUUCCAAUCCUUCCAGGGCCCGAAUACGCGACAACCGUACUACGGACAUGGCUUGAUGCCGAGUUGUUUGGUCAUUGCCGCUAGGAACGGACACGUGGAGCUGGUGGGCGAUUUCCUCGAUUGGUACGAUGGGUGGUGGCACAGGGAGAAGUGUAUGGCGCUGUAUGAUGCGGCGGCCAUGUGGCGAGGGGAAGUGGUAGGUUUGUUGCUGGUGAGGAUUUCGUAUGAUCAGGACGUGGUUCAGGUGGCGCUGCAGCGCGCGUUUGGGCCUCGGCGGUCGAUAUGGCCUGACAGUCUGUUUCAGGGACCGGAGAUACGGCCGGUGAACGAGGAGGGCGAGAUCAGGAUGGUGGAGAGGCUGAUUGAAGCUGGUGCGGAUCCGAACCGGGUCAUCCAGGAUCUGGAUGUACGUGGUCGGCUUUCCCGCCAGCCGUCACUGCCGAUUCACCAUGCGUAUAACCGGUUCGAUCUUUUGAGAGCUCAGUUGGAGAAAGGGGCGGAUCCUAACUUGCCAGAUGAGCAUGGUCGUACUGUCUUGCACAAGAUCGCUGAACUGUUUGACCAACCGUUCUUGGAAGUGCGCAGGUAUAAGGGAUUCGAACAUCGAGUUGUCAUCGGCACAGAUCAAGAUGGCUCUACUGAUACUACUUCUUCAGACGGAGGUAGUAGCGGCAGAGGCGGGAAUAGGGGCCGAGGCAGGGGCAUGGGCAUGGUUCGAGGCAGAGGAAUCGGCAGAGGCAGAGGAAGAGGAGUCGGCACUGGCAGGACCCAAGGUAUCCAUCACCAAAGACCAAGGCGCUUCUUCCUCACUGACCGUUCCGUCCUCUCAUCCAUCUACCCGUUAUCCUCACCUCCCUACAUCGGCAACCGGCCCACCAAGUCAAAGACCCAAGAAACCAACCUGGCAAUUCUCCAUCUCCUCUUCCAGCAUUCCGCCUCUCCAACCAGAGCAGACACCAAAGGCGAAACUCCCCUCCACCUCCUCGCUUCAACAGGAUCCCUCGAAGCCUUCCGUCUGUGUCUCUUCCAUUGCGAAGAUGCCGACACGGCCAUACAUACCCUCAACGCCUACGGCGAAUCUCCCCUUCAUUACGCUGCCGCAGGCGGGAACGAAGCCGUCCUAAGCUUUCUGCUUGACCAGGGUCUAGACCCAAACCAGGCCUCCGACGACGGAUGGACACCCUUUCUCUGCGCCUUGCAUCCCGUCUACGGCAAGUCGCAAACCGUCGCGCACCGAAUCGCUCGCUGUCUUCUGGGGAUAUCUAAUAAUCCCGCCGCCAUGGCGCAAGUGGUUACGAAAGAGGGCUGGUCGCCUAUGCACGCACUUGCUACGCCUUGGGAUGAUUCUCUUUUACAUUUUUGUGAAAAAAGUCAGGGUGGUUCUCAGUCAUCGAAGGACGAGGACAAGGACAGGGGUGAAGGUAAGGGUGAAGAAAACGGUAGGUCCGUCGCCACUCGUUCUGGUGGGACAGGAACAGGUAAAACCACCGCAGAUAUUUCUGCUUCUGAAGAAAGCCUCCUAUCCCUAACUCAACACCUCCUCUCCCUCGGCGCAGCCGUCGAUCCCCAUGCGGAAUGGCUGAGAUAUCGCGCGGCUGAUGCCACCAGGCUAUACGGUAGGUGGGGAGGGAGGAUGCGUAUAUCAACCAUCUCGGCCGCGGGACGUGCGACGGUUGAUGACCAUCACAAGCUGGGGCUAUCACCAUGUGCCGAUGAGGAACUUACUCCGUGGUGGUGGGCGAGGGUGACUGAAGUGUCUGCUGUUGAGGAGGUUUUGGCCAGAUUUUUGGAGGUUAGGGAGGCGAUGGAGAAGAAUCUGGACAUGGCGGCGGGGGACAUGGAGCAAAUGGAGAUAAGUGGGCAGAUUUUUGCUGAGGCGUUGACUAGGAGGGAGAUGGAGCGGAUGGAGGUGGAGGAGAUGGAAAAGAAGGUGACAAGGGGACCUCAACCUGUCGCGCUUGUGCACUCGGGGGUAUGUUGGCCUAAUGGGGAGGUAAGGUAUUGA
Sordaria macrospora k-hell is the source of this 2319-nucleotide messenger RNA. RefSeq lists its product as uncharacterized. The record is from RefSeq and is a predicted model, not a curated record. Lineage: Eukaryota; Fungi; Ascomycota; Sordariomycetes; Sordariales; Sordariaceae. Gene Ontology annotation, molecular function: protein binding.